Messenger RNA from Aspergillus candidus, 483 nucleotides. Its product is annotated as nucleoside 2-deoxyribosyltransferase domain-containing protein. The record is from RefSeq and is a predicted model, not a curated record. The coding region runs from base 1 to 483 and encodes 160 amino acids. NCBI's taxonomy places the organism in Eukaryota, Fungi, Ascomycota, Eurotiomycetes, Eurotiales, Aspergillaceae. The transcript has a single exon.
AUGACGUCGCGCAGUCAAAUUAUCUGCGCGCCCUCGGAUGACGCGCCCUGGGGCCGCCAGUCCAUCUUCCUCGCCGGCACCACCAGCCCCGUGGACCCGGAGGACUGGCGCACAACGCUGUCCCGCUCCCUGUCAGACAUUCCCGUGACUAUCUACAAUCCGUACCGCUCGGACUGGGACAGCACGUGGCGCGAGGAUCUCAGCUUCGCUCCGUACCGCAAGCAGGUGGAGUGGGAGCUGGACCGGCAGGAGCGGGCCGACCUGGUGGUCGUCUACUUCCACCCGGCGACACAAGCCCCUGUGAGUCUGUUGGAGCUGGGGCUCUGGGCCCGAACUCCGGGCAAGGUAAUCGUGGGAUGCCCGGCGGGAUACUGGAAGUGGGGGAACGUGCAGAUUACUUGUCGCAAGUACGGGGUGACCGUGGUGGACGGUCUGGCGGAGCUGGCGGAGGCGGUGAUGCAGCGGCUGUCGCUAGGUCCGUGA